CUGUCGCGAAGGAAGCAACAGGACUUAAAUACUACCAGGUUGUCCAAGCCUAGACAGGAGCAGUCGGGAUAUCGGGGUUGGGUUCGAACCACGAACCUUCCGGUCGAUUUCUCAAUCAAUAACACGGAAUGUGAAAAGACUGCCGUCGAUAAGCAUCACCUAUCACACUGUGUGGAUACCCAUUCACUUCCUUCCAACAUUCGCGUGAGGACUAAAUGCGUCUACACCCGAAGGUUCAACACCACGAACGGCUGUCAAUAUGUAUCAGGAAGGUCAGCUUCCUGA
Messenger RNA from Opisthorchis viverrini, 285 nucleotides. RefSeq lists its product as hypothetical. The transcript is spliced from 3 exons. Lineage: Eukaryota; Metazoa; Platyhelminthes; Trematoda; Opisthorchiida; Opisthorchiidae. The annotation marks the transcript as partial. The record is from RefSeq and is a predicted model, not a curated record.